This is a messenger RNA of Sciurus carolinensis (gray squirrel), 2541 nucleotides long. RefSeq names its product BEN domain containing 4 (gene Bend4). Bases 97 to 1707 code for a protein of 536 amino acids. The transcript has 5 exons. The record is from RefSeq and is a predicted model, not a curated record. Gene Ontology annotation, molecular function: DNA binding. Lineage: Eukaryota; Metazoa; Chordata; Mammalia; Rodentia; Sciuridae.
GGGGCAGAGCCGGCUGGCUGGCGGCGGAGGCACCCUCGGAGCCCGGCGCCGGGCGGGGAGGGGACGUGCGACGGGGGACCGGCCCUGAGGCGCGGAAUGGAGGAGGAGAUGCAGCCGGCGGAGGAGGGGCCCAGCGUCCCCAAAAUCUACAAGCAGCGCAGCCCCUACAGCGUCCUCAAGACGUUCCCCAGCAAGAGACCGGCGCUGGCCAAGCGCUACGACAGACCCACCCUGGUGGAGCUCCCGCACGUGCGGCCGCCCCCGCCUCCCCCGCCGCCCUUCGCGCCGCACGCCGCCGUCUCCAUCAGCAGCAGCGAGCCGCCGCCGCCGCCGCCGCAGCAGUUCCAGGCGCAGAGUUCCUACCCCCCCGGGCCCGGCCGGGCCGCCGCCGCCGCCGCCUCCUCGUCGUCGCCGUCCUGCACGCCCGCCGCGUCCCAGGGCCACCUGAGGACUCCGGCGCCGCCCGCGGCCCCCGCCGCCUCGUCGUCGUCGUCCUUCGCCGCCGUCGUCAGGUACGGCCCCGGCCCGGCAGCGGCCGCGGGCAGCAGCAGCGCGGGUAGCGACGGCGCCAGCCUGGAGCUCAGCGCAGAGAGUCGUAUGAUUUUGGAUGCCUUCGCCCAGCAGUGCAGUCGAGUUCUUAGCCUCUUAAAUUGUGGAGGAAAACUUCUGGACUCCAACCAUUCUCAAUCUAUGAUUUCUUGUGUAAAGCAGGAAGGCUCUAGUUAUAAUGAAAGACAGGAACAGUGUCACAUUGGGAAGGGGGUCCACAGUCAGACUUCAGACAAUGUAGACAUAGAGAUGCAAUAUAUGCAAAGGAAACAACAAACUUCUGCCUUUUUGAGAGUUUUCACUGACUCCCUCCAAAAUUACCUGCUCUCGGGGAGCUUUCCAACUCCAAACACCUCAUCGAUUAGUGAGUAUAGCCACCUGGCCGAUGUGGAUCCUCUCUCCACCUCUCCUGUGCAUACGUUAGGUGGCUGGACCUCCCCAGCAACCUCCGAAUCCCAUGGUCACCCAUCAUCAUCUACACUCCCGGAGGAGGAAGAGGAGGAGGAGGAAGAAGGCUACUGUCCUCGAUGCCAAGAGCUGGAACAGGAGGUUAUUUCACUGCAACAAGAAAAUGAAGAACUCAGAAGGAAAUUAGAGAGCAUCCCAGUGCCCUGCCAGACCGUUUUAGAUUACCUGAAGACGGUGCUGCAGCACCACAACCAACUCCUGAUGCCACAGCCAGCUGACCAGCCCACCGAGGGAAGCAAGCAGCUGUUGAACAACUAUCCUGUCUACAUAACGAGCAAACAGUGGGACGAGGCUGUAAAUUCUUCAAAGAAAGAUGGGAGACGGCUCCUUCGCUACCUCAUCAGAUUUGUUUUCACAACCGAUGAGCUUAAGUACUCAUGCGGCCUUGGGAAAAGGAAAAGGUCAGUGCAGUCAGGAGAGACAGGUCCCGAAAGACGCCCUCUGGAUCCAGUUAAAGUCACAUGCCUCCGAGAAUUCAUUAGGAUGCACUGUACCUCCAACCCCGAUUGGUGGAUGCCCUCCGAGGAACAGAUAAACAAAGUGUUCAGCGAUGCUGUGGGUCACGCCCGGCAGGGGCGGGCAGUGGGAACUUUCCUGCACAACGGUGGCUCAUUUUAUGAAGGGAUCGAUCACCAGGCCUCACAGGAUGAAGUCUUCAAUAAAAGUUCACAGGAUGGAUCUGUGGAUUAGGAUUAGUGGACAGACUCUUCCCGCUGUAACAGCUGGUCCUUUCAGGAGCUCCAAUUGUGAAUGUCCAUUUACCAUCACCUGAGAGUCCAAAGCAUGUUGUUCAGUCGUACUUCACACAUUCUCAACCUUAAAACUCCCUUGACCAGAGUUCCCAAAUAGAAAUCCAUUUUAGGGUUUUUUGGGAAGUGUAUGGCACCUACAACAGACUUUAGUAAUAUUAUAUUAUAAAGAGAAACUAUAGUUGAUUUUAAGUGAUAACUGGCCAGACAGUGAGGGUGGAAAAAUAGGUGAGCUCCUAGUCACCUGUCCCACAUCUUCAGGUAAGCUCUGCUUCUUGAGCAGAGGUGGCUCCAAGGAAGGCUGGGUUAGUGUUCCUGCCCAUGAGAAAAGGCAAGACAUGGAGUUAUUUAAGAGACACGUGUUCUUUUAUUUUAAUUCAAGUAAAUUGUCCCAUGUUUUCUAAAUACUUGAAUUGUGAAUUCUCAGCAAAGACAUCACAUGGUGUCUGUACAUUACAAAGUCUAUUAUUAACAAGAAACCAGAGAACUGAGGCUAUUGAUAUAGACAGUGGUUAAUUGGACAUUAACUACUUUUCUGUUGUUUUACAAAGAAAACUUGCACUGUGUUGAUCCCAAAGGCACUAUAUGAUCUGUGGAGUUUACAAACAGUAGUCAUUUUUCAUUAAGCCAACCAAGAAACAUCCAAAGAUUCAAGAUCAUUUUCAGAUGUUUGAUUUCUUGGUUCAUAGACGCAUAGUUUCCAUAGCCUUAAGUCCGGCUUCAUCAACACAAUGCCAAAGUGGUGGGUUGAACAGUAAGAAUUCCACUGGUUGGU